Pollicipes pollicipes is the source of this 1822-nucleotide messenger RNA. RefSeq names its product dynein heavy chain 6, axonemal. Gene Ontology annotation, molecular function: dynein intermediate chain binding; ATP binding; dynein light intermediate chain binding. The record is from RefSeq and is a predicted model, not a curated record. Gene Ontology annotation, biological process: microtubule-based movement. NCBI's taxonomy places the organism in Eukaryota, Metazoa, Arthropoda, Thecostraca, Pollicipedomorpha, Pollicipedidae. Gene Ontology annotation, cellular component: dynein complex.
AUGCUAGAGCUAGUGCAGCCGCCGCCGGAGCCCGCCGACCCGGAGGAGGAGCCCGAGGCACCGGUGGAGCCGCUAUUCGUGACCGAGUUGGAGUUCCGUGGCGCCACGCCCCGGCUCGUGCCCGACAUCAAGGAGUUCGCCGCCACCGUCGACAAGCUGCUGCUGGACAGCCGGGAGAUGGUGGAGAGCAUGGAGAACCUCUUCACCGACGACACGUUCCUGUUCAUCACCAGGCCGACGAUCAACGGUAAGACCCUGGGCGACGAGGAGCAGGAGGGCCCGGACCUGGAGGACGUUCUGGACUCGGACCAGCCGCUGGCCGAGGCCAGCGAGCGCAUCGCCGAGAUGGUGCGCGUCGGAUUCAACGCUGCGCAAACGUACAUACAGACUUUCGAGGAAGUGAAGACUUGGUUCUACGAGAACAUGAGGACCGACAUGUCUACGUUUACUGACAUCGGAUGCGACUUGGAGAAGUUCGGCUCGGCGCUGGCUAAGUUCACCACCCAGAUCAACGAGGUGAAGAACAUCCCGAAGGAGCGCAAGCUGGGCGUGUUCUGCGUGAACGCUGAGACCGUCCGCGAGAUGGUGCGACCGUCGCCCGAGACUUGUCUCGACGAAAUAUUCAAGAUCAUGCCGGCGGUGACAAAGGCUCGGGUCGAAGCUCUCAUAACCGAGUCUCAAGAUGCACACUACAAAUUAGAAAUAACGCCAACAACAACCGAAGAAUAUGUGACGUUCCUGACCUUCUUGGAUGACAUCUCUAUUAGGAUUGAGAGCCUGGAGCAGGAGGCCGACGUGGUCUGCCAGAUGGUGGAGCUCAUGGAGGACUACCAGACGCCGGUGCCGCCCGAGUACAUCGCCGAGUUCAAUACACUGAGUCCGACCGUAGCCGUGCUGCACGACCUCACCGACAACUGCGUCACUGAUCGCGACAACCUGGUGGAGAAGCUCUCCGCGUCACUCGCCAAGGACAUCAGGAAGCUCACCAAGGAUGUGGAGGUGGUCAAUCAGCAAAUUGACGAUCCAACCAUUCUUGAGAUGGAAUCUGAUCACGCCAUCGUCAGACAGAAGCUAGAGAACUGCACAGCCAUGUUGCAAAAGGAAGAGCAGAUGGCUACAACGUACAAGGAACACCAAAAGAAAUUCAGGCUCGAGGUAACAAAGAUGGAGCAGCUGGAAAAGGCCCAAGACGAGUUACGACUGAGGACUCUUCUCUGGGACUCAUUGGACGAGUGGGAUAAGUUCCUGGCCGAGACGUUGGUGGCACCAUUCAACGAGCUGGACGUAGAGGAGCUAACCCAGCUGGUGGCCAAAUUCAACAAGACGGUCGUGCAGCUAGAGAAAGGGCUUCCACCUAAUAACGUGACCGCCGUUCUGAAGGAGAAGGUUGACGACUUCAGAAUAAAGCUGGGCACGAUCGCCGACCUGCGCAACACGACCCUGAAGCGGCGUCACUGGGAGGCGAUCGAGCGUCAGCUGGGCCACCAGGUGGUCGAUCUGGACGACCAGACGCCACUCACACUACAGCUGCUCAUCGACUACCAGGCCUUCAGCUGUGCCGAGGAGCUGAAGGAGAUCUCGGGCCAGGCCAGCUCCGAGGCCAGUCUGGAGGCGCUGCUCAACAAGGUGGAGAACGUGUGGAAGUCCACAGAGUUCAGCGUUGUACCGCUGGCUGGUCAGAAGGAUGUAUACAUUCUGGGCGGUACAGAUGACAUACAGCAACUGCUGGACGAGUCAAAUAUCAACAUUCAGACGAUCUCGUCGUCCCGACACGUCGGCCCGAUCCGCUCCCGGGUGGAGGACUGGGAGAAGCGGCUCGAUC